CAAAGUAUAGAGAUGGGUUCAAUAUCACGAAUUGUAUCGAUGUCGAGAAAGAUAAUAAAGCCCUCUUCUGCUACUCCUCCUUCACAUAAACGUCACAAUCUAUCAUUGCUUGAUUGUUAUGCUAAUAAUGAGUAUGCUUCAUCAGUCAUGUUCUACCCUAAACCAACAAUCCCUUCUAAUAACAUAUCUCAACUUCUUCAGAAAUCCCUCUCAAAAGCAUUGACAUAUUACUAUCCCUUUGCUGGGAUGUUAAAAGACAAUACCUAUGUUGAUUGCAAUGACAGGGGAGCUGAGUUCUUGAAUGUUCGUGUCGAUGGUCGUAUGUCUGACGUUAUCAAUUCAUGUGAUAAUGAUAGGAGUGGUAAAAAUUGUGUAUUUCCACAAGGAUUGUGUUUUGGAAAUACUAGUGAUUCUUUUGAUGGUAGAUUAGCAAUGACUCAACUUACUCAUUUCGAUUGUGGUGGAAUAGCAGUCAGCUUUUGCUUCUCUCACAAGAUUGUCGAUGGAUAUAGUGCUGGCAAAUUUAUGAGUGACUGGGCUGCUAUUGCUAAAGACCCGAAUCAUCAUGCAAUAACAUAUCCUCAAUUCGAUGGAGCCUCCUUUUUCCCACCUGGUAUUCAUGAUGCUGGCACAUCAGAGGUGAACAGCUUACCAGAGGAAGGACUAGUACAACAACGUUUCGUGACUAGAAGGUAUCUUUUCUCUGCUUCAAAAUUGAACACUCUCAAGGCAAAAAUUGUUGAUUCAGGAUCAGGAAUAGUAGGAAAUCCUAGCAGGAUUGAAAGUGUAUCUGCACUUCUUUACAAAUCAGCAGCUGCAAAUAGGAAUAAUACAUCAUUUCGACCAUCAACGUUCACACUAUUUGCAAACAUGCGUCCACCAUUACCUCUCAACACUAUUGGAAAUGCUCCCGGUUAUAUUUCCACAUCAAUAGAAGAGGAAGUAGAUAUGCAGCUACCAAGGAUCGUUGCUGAACUAAGGAAAGGGAAAGAAAAACUCCGGAACAGAUUCAAUACCGUUGAUCCUAACAAAUUGGUGUUUGAAUCAUUUGAAUUAAUGAAAGAAGUGGGACAAGUAUAUAACAGAGAAGGUUUUGAUAUCUAUAGAUGCAGCAGUUUAUGCAACUUCCCCUUCUAUGGCAUAGAUUUUGGAUGGGGUACGCCACAAAGAGUCGCCUUUUUAAUUCCUCCCUGCAACUUCUUUGUUCUGUUGGAUAAUCAAAACCGCGAUGGAGGAGUGGAAGCGCUUGUGACGUUAGAAGAAAGUGAAAUGACUGUCUUCCAACAAGACCAACAAAUCCUUCAGUUUGCUCGCCCAAUAUAGUAUUUUGGAGUCACAAAAGGGCAACAAAAAUAAGUUUGAAACCGAAAGGAUAACAUUUAAACUGUAGGGUAGACAAUGUCCAAAUUAAGGUAGUAAGGUGCAUGACGACUUACAAGUCGUAGGACUGGUGUAAUUAUUCUGUCCUGCACCUUGAUACCUUAAUUUAGAUACCGUAUAUAUAUCCUACCGUUUAAAUGUUAAUUCUCAAACUUAUUUUUGUUGCCCUUGUAAAUUUUCGGUCGUUUUUUUAGUUUCAGUUCUGUUUUUCACCCUCUUUAAACCCAAAAAAAUUCAAAGGUCCCAUUUUUAAAUGUUUAUUUACAUGUUAAAACUUUUAUUUUUCGAACCCCCACUCAAAAUGGUCGAACGGAUGUCGAGUGAGUUUUUUACUUUUGAAGAUUUUGACGUUAUUAAGUUUGACGAAAACCAGCAUUUCUAGUAAACGAUCUCGAAAUCAAAAUUUUGACAGUUUCUCUUGGUCCGAAAAGUGAUUUUUGAGUUGGUUGUACAGUUGAUUUGGGUUCAGAGGCAUUUUGACAAUUUCGCAUUGAGUGUUUGCCUGAUAUUUAAUAUAGAAUCUAAACUCGUUCAUCAAUCAAUUCUAAAAAUUAUCACAAGGAUUCGAACUGGUCAUGUAAAGACAUGAAAGCAGAGCUGAAACUAAAAAAAACGUGAAAAACAGAACUGAAACAAAAAAAAAACUGUCACAAGGAUUCAUACUGGUGACGUGAAAAUUAAUUUCAGGGGGACUUGCUAUUGCGCUAUCAUUUCUCCUUAUAAUUGAAGGGGUUCAAUAUACAGAAAAUUUACGUUAUAUAUAUCGUGUAAUUUUUAAUCGAAGAGAUUCAGGUGAAUCCCCUGGAACCCAC
Molecule: messenger RNA, 2192 nt
Organism: Solanum lycopersicum (tomato)
Lineage: Eukaryota; Viridiplantae; Streptophyta; Magnoliopsida; Solanales; Solanaceae
Product: acylsugar acyltransferase 3-like
Source: RefSeq, a predicted model, not a curated record